Molecule: messenger RNA, 3673 nt
Organism: Amorphotheca resinae ATCC 22711
Lineage: Eukaryota; Fungi; Ascomycota; Leotiomycetes; Helotiales; Amorphothecaceae
Exons: 3
Coding region: 29-3520 (1163 amino acids)
Biological process (GO): DNA repair; DNA replication checkpoint signaling; replication fork arrest
Cellular component (GO): replication fork protection complex
Molecular function (GO): DNA binding
Source: RefSeq, a predicted model, not a curated record
CACAAUUCUUUGACUGCCAACCAACAAAAUGGAAUUAGGAGAUGGCAGGAGAGAUGUCGUGGAUCCCCAGGUUCGCGCAUAUGUAUCGAGUCUUGUCACAGCGCUUGGAGGAAGCGGUGCGGAUGAAGAUGGCCGAUACGUGCUUGGAGACGAUGCUCUGGCAUGCCUUCGAGACUUGAAGAAAUGGUUGAAACUAUACGAUGAGAAGGCCAAUCGACUGGAUGUAGCACGGUGUCUGGCAGAAUCCAAUCUGGUGGGAGGGGACUUACUUCAGAUUCUGGCAGCUUGGCCAGAGAAUGCGACGGACGACAGACUGAAGUCAAAAAUCGCCUUGGCAUGUUUGGAGCUCCUAGUGCCUCUGACAUGGCCACUCGAAAAAAACCCCAACCAGAUGACCGUCAACCACCACAGACAUAUUCCGUUCCUGGAGAUUGCCCAACUGGGAUACAAGUGUUCGAUUAUCAAUUUCGAUGGAGCACGGAUACUGCAUACGGCGGUCAGGUGUGCCUUACCAUCUAUGGCACAGCCGUUGGGAGAUCGGAGUACGCGCGAUGAGGGCAUUAUCAAACUUGUGCUCUACUUUCUGCGGAACAUUGCAAUGAUCGCCCCGCCUUCGAAUGUGAAAUAUGAGGGUGACGAGGCCGAGAUAUCCAGAUCUGCGACUAUUGAUGCUUUUGAUUAUCAAGAUAUCUUUCACUUGUUACUCACUGUCUCUUCUACCAUGGGCGAAGAUUUCAAUACUCAGGACGUUGUGGUUAUGGAGGUUUUGUUUCAUCUCAUAAAAGGAGUGGAUAUUGAAAAGUUGUUUAUGGACGACGAGAAAGCGGGCAACGCCAAGAUCGACGAACUUGUGAAGCUGCGAAAUAAAGAAGCAGCUAUGCUGAGAAGCUAUCAAAGCAACGCGCCGACAAGACAUAAUCGAUUUGGCACCAUGGUCUGGCUCCAACGAGAGAACGCCAAGAUGACCACUAUUUCGGGACAAGGUGCGUUAACUGACAGUGCCAGAGGGCUGGCCAAGAUGGACAGUACGAAAAAAUACAAACCACCUCGUCGCGCUUUAAAGGGAGACAAUGGCCCCUUGGACUUUGAUACGCCGGCUCCAUUGACCAUGCAGGCGAACAAACACCUUCGCGCAUUUGUCGAGGAUUUCCUGGAUGCAGGCUUCAAUCCGCUUUUUAAUCAUAUACGCAAAGCUAUCGAUCGAGAAGCGGAGCGUAUUCUCGAAUACCACCCACGGCAAUUUUUCUAUCUUGUAGCAUGGUUCCUUGAGGCGGAACGCAUGAGGAGGAAGAGCAAGAAGCCACAAAAAGGGAAGAAACCAGCUGUUCCUGAAGAUAUUGACAGCUUUGCGCUCAUUGCAAGCGUCUUAAAUCAGGAGAUGUUCAUUACCCUGAACAGAGCUAUGAACACGUCGUUUGAAAAUAAGUCGUGGCAAGAUCUAAGCGCUGCUAUGAAAUGCUUCACCCAGAUCCUUCUUACUGUCCAGGAGAUGUCUGAAUCCCCGCUCGAAGAUGAUCAGGAUAUCGCUGAAAAUAUCCUCAAUCGGAUCUUUUACGAGGAAGAAACCCAUGAUAGGGUAGCGAACAUCACGCGAACCUACAAGGACCAAGGAUUCGGUUAUCUGGAUUCCUGUACUGAGCUCGCUCACAACUACCUGCGGAUAUUAGAACAGUACUCGAAGCAGAAUGUGGACUUGCAAGUGAGAUCACGACGAAGAGUAAGGCGCAAGAAGAAGGCCGCCAAAAAGGCUGGAGAAGACGAUGGUAACGACGAUAUCGACGAUUCAGAUGGAGAAGAUGAAGCACGAGCAGAAAAGACAACUAGUGAACGGAAGUUUGAUUUCAAACGGUUCUCGGCAAGGUUUCUAUCACAAGGAUGCAUCGACACGUUCGUCACAUUCACGGGCUACUAUAAUGACUUGAAGCCUUCACAGUUAAAGAGGUCUCAUAGAUUCUUUUACAGAGUUGCUUUCAAGCAGGAAAUGAGUGUGAUGCUUUUCAGGGUCGACAUAAUCGCACUUCUGUACAAGAUGAUCAAGGGCCCUGAGGGGCUGGACCCUUCAUCUAGCCACUUCAAGGAAUGGGAUGAAUUAGUCCGACAACUACUGAAAAAAUGUACUCGGAAGAUGCAAGAGCGUCCGGAGCUUGUCGUCGAGAUGCUUUUCUCGAAGACCAAUGGUACAGCGCACUAUCUGGAGUAUGGGUAUGAGAAGCAGACAGUGACAACAAAGCCAAGGGCUGCGGCUGAGCUGGAGGUGAAACCAGGUAUGGAGUGGGAAGAACAGAUCGGUGUUGUCGUGGGUGCAAUGUUGGACCGGAACGAAGGGGAGCACCUACAAUGGCUAAAAUCACAACUUGCAUCAGCAGAGAGUGAACGCCGGAGCUGGGAGGCGGCAAACCAGGCGCUGCCUUCCGUCGAGAAAGAUCCGUUCGGGGAACCUGAUGCGACGCCAGCUGCGGAGUCGACCGAGAUGCCGAAACCUCCUUCAAUCUUGGUCAAAGCGGAUGAUGAGGCCAGGAAGCUCGCCAUGUUCAAGAACGGUUAUCUUCGGCUUUUGAUGACUCUUAUUGGAUUUCAACGCGUCGGCGCCCAGGAUGAUCCCGACACUUCUUGGAUUGUGCCAUCGACAAUAUCUGCCGAUCAGCUCAAACAAGCGCUCGACCUGAUCGCGAAGUCUGAAUUUAGCCCACCAGUUUUUGAUGAUGGAAAAGAAGCUGGGGACUUUAUUAGAAGGAAAUCUGCAGGCACAACUGCUCGCAAGAGAGCGGUGUUUGAUGAUGAAGACGAUGGGAUCGAUGACGACGAAGAGGAAGAACCUCUUUUCCCUGCUGGUGGCCCUACUUCUCGGAAGAAGGACGCUUUGGAGACACUCAAAAAGACUCGGCGAAGGAGGAGGAGGGAAGGUAGCGAAGACAAUGGCCCCACAGAAGAGCAACUCAAAGCACGUGCGGCUGCCCGAAGAGAAAGAGAACUUGAAAAGCAACGCAAAAUUAAAAGCGAACUAUUUGUUCAUGAUAGCGAUGAUGAGACUGACGAAGAAAGAGAUCGGAUCUUCUUCGAGCAGGAAGAAAAGCUUAGACAGCAGUCCAAAAUUAACAUUAUGAAGGAGUUGCUGAAUGUUGGAAAGGAGAAAGAAAAAGAGAAACAGAAACAGAAACAGAUCAGGAAGAGGCUGUCGAGCGCCAUAUCUACAGAUAGCGAUGACGAAAUCACAGGCGCAAGCAUCCGUUCUUCAUCGGCUGCCAGGGACAAUGUCCUUGCUGAAUCUGAUGAUAAAGAAACAGAUACGCCAAUGUCAAGUCCACACCAGAAAUCAUCGCAGCCAAAGCGGCGGAAACUCUCCAGUGGUGAUGGGUCAGCAUCGCCUGAACAAUCACUUGCUGGAAAAGACCAAGCUGGAAAAGACCAAGCUGGAAAAGCUAUGUCAGAUGAUGAGGACGAGGAGGUGAUGCCGGUUGUCAGACCGGUCAGACAAAGAACUAGAGCAGGGUUCAUUGUCGACAGCAGUGAUGAAGAAUAGAUGGUUCUGCUUUGGGACGGAGUAUUGGAUAUCAUGUGGCGUUAGGAUAACGAGAACAGGCUUGAUGAUGGUCAACGAGUCUGGAUGUUAAGGUAGUCAAGGAUUACUCUCAAGGCUCCCCGAGCUUCGGCUUUCGCAAAUGUUAAUACACUC